UUUCCGAAAUUCUGUGAACCGGAAGUACUUUUUUUUUUGUGUUGCUGACGAUACUUGUAGACUCGGUGUUUUUUCCAUCAGAAAGGAAACAGACUAUUUCUGCAAGGCAAUGUUUUGAGCAAACACGUAGUAUACGGCAUAGUUCCCGUAUAUCGAGUUAAGGGAACAUCUUUUGAUAGUGGGUGAGGGGCAAUCUUGGGUUCGGUACACGGGCAUGGCAACAGUCGAGAAUGAUCCGAAGGCGAGCGAAGGCGGUGCCGCAGCAUUCUCGAAGGUCCACAGUCCUAUCUGGAGCGAAUAUCAACUUCGAAAGUAUCCUUUCCAGACCAGACCGAUACCCAGACUCUCACACACGGAUCCUAGAGCGGAGAUGCUCAUAAACAACGAGGAACCAUUGGUUUUAACAGACACCAAUCUAGUGUAUCCGGCUCUGAAGUGGGACGUCGAGUACCUGCAGGAGAACAUUGGGAGCGGGGACUUCUCUGUGUACAUAGCGGAAAACCACAAAUUCCUCUACUAUGACGAGAAGAAAAUGGCCAACUUUGAGAACUUUUUACCCAAGUCUAGACGGAUAGACAUGAAAUUCUCUGAUUUUGUGGAGAAAAUGGAGAAAACACAGGAAGAGGGAGGAGACGAGAGGGUGUACCUGCAGCAGACCCUGAACGACACUGUGGGCAGGAAGAUCGUGGUGGACUUCUUGGGUUUCAACUGGAGCUGGAUCAACAAGCAGCAGAGCAAAAGGAACUGGGGCCAGCUCACCUCCAACCUGCUCCUCAUAGGCAUGGAGGGCAAUGUAACGCCAGCCCAUUAUGACGAGCAGCAGAACUUCUUUGCACAAAUCAAAGGUUACAAAAGGUGUAUCCUCUUCCCUCCGGACCAGUUUGAGUGUCUCUACCCCUUCCCUGUUCACCACCCCUGUGACAGGCAGAGCCAGGUUGACUUUGAGAACCCUGACUAUGAGAGGUUUCCCAACUUCAAGAAUGUUGUGGGCUAUGAGACUGUGGUCGGCCCCGGAGAUGUUCUUUACAUCCCCAUGUACUGGUGGCACCACAUUGAGUCCCUGCUGAGUGGUGGCGUGACCAUCACUGUCAACUUCUGGUACAAGGGUGCGCCAACGCCCAAGAGGAUAGAAAACCCACUGAGAGCCCAUCAGAAGGUGGCAAUCAUGAGAAACAUAGAGAAGAUGCUGGGGGAGGCACUGGGAGACCCACACGAGGUUGGUCCUUUACUGAAUAUGAUGAUCCAGGGCCGAUAUGACCAGGGAUUCAGCUAGAGGUACUGCCGCAGAACUGUUGCCAAACUGCUGCUUGUGUGUGCGUUCAGUACACACGCCUGAUUUGUGUUUAUGUAGGCGAGCAUGUGUAUAUGUGUGUGCGCAUUCGGGCUGUCAAGCUAACAGUGCAUGGCAACACUGAGUCACCUUGAGAGACUUGGCCAAUCACACUUUCUGCUCUGAUUGUCUGGGAACCAUAGUCAUCGCAACCUCCGCCACCAGUGGGAAGACAAUAGUGGAUGGACAGACUAGCCAUGGACACCCACAUGCAGUAUGCCGUCAGAGACUGAUACUCUGUUGAUGAACUGUGUAAACUACAUAAUGUAGAGUUGUGGUAUUUGUGUGUGAGUCAAGUGAUAGGCAGCCUUGUAGGUAUCAAAGAAUAACCCCCAAAUACCAUCAAGGUGGAAGUUGCCCCUAAUUAAUCGCUGAUGCAGGGUCAGAUAAUAUACAUUUUAUCAUCACACCCAAUAGAAUUGGGGUUGGGAUAAUCUGAUCCUAGAUCUGUAGUUGGAGGCUAUUUCUACCUUGAGCACUUGAACCACUAAAGGGUGUGUGUUGGGCGGUUGUUACAUCUGAGUCAUAACCAACCAGAAACUCCCAUCCUCUAUUCAACCCCUCCUCCUGUCAUUACCGUUUGUAACCAUAGCAACACAACUGUAGCUUGAUUUAUUCAAUACGAAUAGCUCCCCUCAGAUAUAACAUACACUCACCGGACAGUUUAUUAGGCACAAUCUGAAUUCUUUGGGCAUUCUACAAGGUGUUGGAAAAGUUCCACAGGGAUGUUGGUCCCUGCUGACCCGAUGGUGUCAAGCAGUUGCUGCAGAUUGGACGGCGGUACAUUGAUGAUGUGAAACAACAGCCCGUUCCAUCUCAUCCCAUAGAUGCUCUAUAGGGUUGAGGUCUGGGGACUGUGCAGGUACCUCAAAUAAACUGAACUCACUGUGAUGUUUGUCCACUCCUCAAUUGUCCAGUGUUGGUGAUUGCUUGCCCACCGGAGCCACUUCUUCUUGUUUUUAGCUGAUAGGAGUGGAACCUGGUGUGGUCCUUUGCUGCAAUAGCCCAUCCGUGACAAUGGUCGACGAGUUGUGCGUUCCUGCCUGUUAGCUUGCAUGAAUCUUGCCAUUUCCUUCUACCUUUCAUCAACGAGCUGUUUUCACUCACAGGACUGCUGCUGACUUGAUGUGUUUUGUUUGUUGCCCCAUUCUUGGUCAAUUCUAUACACUGUCCUGGAGGGCGGCCUUUCUGAGAUACUGGAUCCGGCGCCCCUGGUACCAACGAUCAUACCAUGCUCAAUGUCGCUGAGGUCACUUCUUUUGCAUAUUUUAACAUUCAAUCAAACAGUAACUGAAUGCCUCGAUGUCUGCCUGCUUUAUAUAGCAAGCCAUGGCCACGUGACUCACUGUCUUAAUGAAUGACUCAUAUUUGUGAACAGGGUGGUGUACCUAAUAAACUGGCCGAUGAGUGUAUCAACUGAAUACAUUUCUAGUACCUAAAGUAGGCCUAUUUAUUUUGUGACAAACUUCUAAAUUAAUUUGCUGCACGUUCACCCUGAAAGAGAUGAGUCAUAUGUUGGUUAUUCUGUUGAUUUAAUUGUUGACCGUCAGUCAGUAAGCUGACUUGUUUCUGUAUGGUAUUACGGUUUUUAGGAGCGAUCAGCAAAAAACAAGUUAUAUUGUGUUUUAUAAACACAAAGAGCGCUUGAUUGUGUGAUUGCCUGUACUUGAUUUAUUUAAUUGAAAUGAUUUCUGAACAUUUCUAUGUUAUAAGUAUGUUUUGUGUACAUUUAGGCAUAACUGAUUUUCUGUUGGUGUGUUUAGAAUUUUUUAUGUUAUAAUACAUGGUACAUUUUAAGUCAAGAUUGAGGAUGGGCUAAAAAGUAUUUUAACUUAAUCAAUUGCAACUGCAAAGUAAAAUAAGAAUAUAACAAGUGUGUGUGCGUGCAACCGCACUCAGUGUGUGUCAGUAGAGUUGAAUGAUGGUUGUUAUUGUGCCAUUUUCAAGUGUUUCCAGUGAACACUUCACUUCAACAGGUGCAGUUUAGAGCAUAGGACCGAUUUUUAAAGCACAUAUUGGUGGCAUCCCAAAUCGUACCCUUUCCCCUGUGGGCCCUGGUCAAAAGAGGUGUACUUUAAAGGGAAUAGUGUGCCAUUUGGGACUUAGACCUAGUGCUGUGUUCCAAACCAGGUGUGUCUUUCAGGGUUGGGGCUGUUUUCAUUUCAAAUCAGGAAGUUAACAAUUCUAAUUUCAAUUUUUCAAAUUGACCCAACCCUGGUGUCAUAGGACCGUCAAGGUGGUUUCAAGUUAAUGGGAGUAAAUAAGUAAAUUACAAGUAAACGAUGUUCAAAAAGUUGUAUGUGUGGGUAGGGCUUUGGCAGUCAUGACAUUUUUCAGCUGGUUAUUGUCAUGCAAAAGAACGUUAAUUAACAAUAACACGUUUAGCAUCUCCGGGCCUACAGGCAUACACGCCGUUCAUUUAAAAAAUGAUAGUAAAUCAAUUUAAUAUACACCAUCACAAUAAAGCCAUUUUCUAUUUUAAUCAGUUAUAAAGAAAUGUAUUUCCGAAGAACAGAAUAUGACUUGGCCUACAAUAUGUUAUCUGUCUAUGCUCCAUGCCAUAUACUUGUUUAUUUAGCUGACAAGAUAUGCUUAUAAGUGCCGUGCCAUUAUUUGAUAUUAUUCAAUAGUAAGAAGAAUAUAAUUGAGCUUAGUUAAAUAACGUAGAAAAUGAUAUUCUUCCCAUUCCGGAGCGAGUGCACAUAUGAAGUGGCUAUGUUUAGCGUAAAAGUGAUCAUUUGAAACAGGUCCUAUAUGCUAGAUUUAGUGUUAUUUGGCAACUUUAGUUGUGAAUGAUGCAAACCGUAUGAAUCAAAACAUAUAUGGCCUGCGUGAUGUGACUAUAGGCUAUUUAUGAUUUGAGAGUCGCAAACCAGUCCUUGCCUCAGGCUGCACAGCUGUUCUUUCAUCAAGUGAUCAUAUUUUCACCCAUCAGACUAUUCUCGAUUUAAUAUUUACUAAUAUGUCAAAUGAGUUUAGAUUUAGAAUGGCCCAUUAUCAAAUGGGCAGGGGGGAAAAGACACCAUCUGUAUGCACUCGAAUUGUGAAUGGAGGCCUGGCGCGUUCUCGACGGUCUGUUUUUCAAUGAUGCCUGGUGCUUCGGUUUAAGAGCAGAGCUUCGCUUAAUAUGAGCCGCUCCAUGCAUCACCCACCGUUUGAGGAGAAUGCUCUUGCUGCGCGACAUGUGAUAUUCCACCCAAACUCUAUGCCAUGGGCUCGCCAACCCAGUUCCUACAGCUACCAAGUGCUGAAUUUGGGAAACUGAAUGUAAUCGGUUCGUUAACGUCAAUGUUAAAUGUUUCGUUGCGAAAACAUGUUAACUAAACUGUUGACAGCCCCUCUGCACGCUCUAGAAAUGAAUAAAGGAAAGGGUUGAGGGGAUAGAAAUGCAUGGUGGUGAGAUAUUCUGUAUAGCUAAAGGGAAUGUGCCACACAAUUAAUUAUGAAAACAUAUGCCUUAGGCAUGCUGCAAGGAGGCAUGAGGACUGCAGAUGUGGCCAGGGCAAUAAAUUGCAAUGUCCGUACUGUGAGACGCCUAAGACAGCACUACAGGGAGACAGGACGGACAGCUGAUCGUCCUCGCAGUGGCAGACCACGUGUAACAACACCUGCACAGGAUCGGUACAUCUGAACAUCACACCUGCGGGACAGGUACAGGAUGGCAACAACAAAUGCCCGAGUUACACCAGGAACGCACAAUCCCUCCAUCAGUGGUCAGACUGUCCGCAAUAGGCUGAGAGAGGCCGGACUGAGGGCGUGUAGGCCUGUUGUAAGGCAGGUCCUCACCAGACAUCACUGGCAACAACAUCGCCUAUGGGCACAAACCCACCAUCGCUGGACCAGACAGGACUGGCAAAAAGUGCUCUUCACUGACGAGUUGCAGUUUUGUCUCACCAGGGGUGAUGGUCGGAUUCGCGUUUAUCGUUGAAGGAAUGAGCGUUACACCGAGGCCUGUACUCUGGAGCGGGAUCAAUUUAGAGGUGGAUGGUCACAGCAUCAUCGGACUGUGCCUGCAAUGACAACAAGCUAUCUUAACGCUGUGCGUUACAGGGAAGACAUCCUCCUCCCUCAUGUGAUAUCCUUCCUGCAGGCUCAUCCUGACAUGACCCUCCAGCAUGACAAUGCCACCAGCCAUACUGCUCGUUCUGUGUGGGAUUUCCUGCAUGACAGGAAUGUCAGUGUUCUGCCAUGGCCAGCGAAGAGCCCGGAUCUCAAUCCCAUUGAGCACAUCUGGGACCUAUUGGAUGGUGAGGGCUAGGGCCAUUUCCCCCCAGAAAUGUCUGGGAACUUGCAGGUGCCUUGGUGGAAGAGUGGGGUAACAUCUCACAGCAACAACUGGCAAAUCUGAUGCAGUCCAUGAGGAGGAGAUGCACUGCAGUACUUAAUGCAGCUGGUGGCCACACCAGAUACUGACUGUUACUUUUGAUUUUGACCCCCCCCCCCCCCCCCCAGGGACACAUUAUUCAAUUUCUGUUAGUCACGUGUCUGUGGAACUUGUUCAGUUUGUCUCAGUUUAAAUCCACGGUAAUUGUUGGAAUGGAAUUCAAUUCUGCAGAUAACUUGCUUAAAUGUUUAACGUCUUAGUGUACACACUAAUGCACAGUUUUGUAACAGCCUACAUCCGUAUCUGACUAAUCAGACUCAUCUUCAGAAACACAGUUCUGGCACAAAUACAUUGCCUGGCCUGAGGUGCAAGCAUCAUGGGCCCAUUUGUUGCAUCUCACACACUUCACCCAAGUGUCCUUUGGCAUGUUGUUUGAAAAUGGCUCCACACAGAUGAGACAGAAGCACUCUUCAUCCGAUGACUCUUCUACAAUAUUUAUUUUUUUAGCUUCCUUCUUGUUCUUUGCAGAUCCACAUUUUGAACUGGACAGGUUUGUGUCUGAGCUCGUGCUAGGCUGAAAUGGGGCUGGCAGGUUGGUGCCUGGCAGGGCUGGAAUAGUGCUGGGGCCUGGCAGGGUUGGUGCUGGGGCCUGGUAGGGUUGGGUUCUGAAUGGGGUGAUCUGUAACGUAGGAUGGCGCAAACUCGUUUUCCAGAAAUACAUCCCUGUUGUAAGGUUGUACCCCAGCCACCCUAAAGCCAGCCUGAAUGUUCAAGGGUGUUGCAACCAGAGGAUUGGCAAUUGCAACAAUCCCAGGAAUGUCAUAAAUUGAUGUUGUCUUCCUGGGAUUGUUCCUCAUCCAGGCAUCACACGUGGUGUUGAUGUGCCUCUUUAGUGGCCUGUAGACAAACCUGUCUAAGGGCUGAAGCCGAUGAGAGCAAUGGGGUGGGAAUGACAUAAUAGAGUCCAUCAAUGGACAGAUGAGACUCAUGGUUGUCCAAAAGGAGUAAACAGGGCUUCUCCUUUGAGCACCUCGUAUGCUUGACGAAAUGUUUCAGGAAGUCAACAAAGUGCACAUCUUUAAUCUACCCAGAGGGAUUUGCCCCUCCUUUGCUGCCAGGUGUCCCAUUGAUCAGGAAAUGAUUGUGGAAGUUGACACGGGGAAUAUAAAAUAUGGAGGUUUACUAUUCCCUGUGGCUGAGACAGCACAGGCCAGUGUGACAAGGGUUCCCCUUUCAGCGGAGGUCAGUGACCCUACUUGUUUGAAUCCACGUCUGCCCACCACUUUGUCAGGUUUAUGUUCAGUGGUCACCCCAGUUUCAUCGACAUUCCAUGUCUCCUGGUCCAAAUGGUUAUUUCUGUAGCACUUCUGCGACAUUGUCGAAGAAAGCAUUAACAUUUUCUCUGUUGAAGCUACUUGCCCUGGCAAGGCUAGUUGCAUCUGGCUUUCUCAGCGACAGCGUUGGGUGCCGCUUUAAGAAGCCUGUAAACCACUCCGAGCUGGCCUUUUCCUUUUCUGCUCACAUUGGCGCGAACUUCAGCUGGUGUGCCACAGAAAACUGGUAGGCAAGUCUUCUGACCUCACUUGGCAACAGACCAAAAUAAAUGUCAGCUGACCUAAUAAUAUACUGAACAAGCUGCAUCUCCAAAUCAGCUGAAAAAACCUGCCGUGGCUUUGUAUAGCCUACCACGGUUGUUGGCAUGGCUGUCUGACUUUCAACUUCUUCUCUGGUAAACUUUGACAAUACCUAGUCAGAAUACAGUAAUUUAUGGCAAAAUCCUUCUCUGUACUCCUGAUUUGAUUUGUUCUGCAACUUCACCUGCCUCACUGCCUUUAACAUUAUGCCAGGUCGUGUGCUGCCAUUCUGUCUUUCUUUUAUCAUUUCUAACCAUCCUUCCUUCCUUCCUUCAAAAACACAUUUCCUCAUUGCAAUUACAGAUUCAUUACAGGCUUAUCACGCCCACCUUCCCGUCUACUAUUCUUGUUGCCACAAUGCAAUUCAUAACACUACUUCAUACAGUGUCACAAAUUUAGAGUUGUGUGUGGAUAUACUGUCUCAUACAGUAGGCAUGUAGUGUGUUAGUAGACACACACGCCAGAGUUUGUUUUGUGUAGUCCAGGGAUAUGUCUGCUGCUCUAAACUAUAUGUCUAUAUGAUAAUCCAUUUACAGUAACAUUUAAUACUAUUAUCAGAGCUGAUUACACAAUAUCACAAUGUAUUUUGAGCAUGUUCUAUGUAUACUGGGGCAAAUUGUCACGUGAAGACUUUCCCCAAGGUCAUUGAGACAACUUGCCCCAAACUGACGUGUGCUAAAUCUCAAGGUUAGCUCAACAUAGGACUGCAGCUAAAGUAUCAAAAGACACGUUAUUGUCUCCUCCAUUCAGUGCAAAAUUAUCAUUUUGAACAUUCAUACCUAAAAGUUUUAUUGCAUAAAAUGUAAAGUGCCAAUUUUUGAUUUUCAAGGGGAAAAAUAAGGAACUUGUGCUCACUUCAGAUUAGUAACCUUGACCACAUGUGAACAGGAAGUUGACCAUAGAACAUGUAGUCACACUAAUGAGCUAUUUGAGAUAGCGCCUCUAGUGUUGGAGAUAUGAACAGUUUGACAACUUUUCCUCGCUUUGGAUUAUAGGCUAGACCAAUUAUGUACUAAAGACAUCCAAAAUCAGUUUUGUUUUAUGGUUUUCUGCCACGUAUAAUAUGCAGUAGGCUAUGUAUUGUAUAAGGCACAAUCAUAAUUGCGUAUGCAUAAGCCCUAAUAUGCAUAUGGAUGUUUUGAAUGAAUAAUCACCAUAGAAAGCGCUGUCCAUUUCAUUGUUAGGCUUUGCCACAACAACCAUGUUUUACACUCUGUUUCAACCUGCUGUUGAACUCCUUUCUUCAAAUUGAUCGAUCACAGUGAGGUGAAUUUUAAAAAGCAUGACACCGAUGAUGAUGAGUGUUUGAUGUGAUUUUUUUUGAUGCAUUUACAUUGAUAUCAGAGUGGUUAGAGGGACAAUAGAGCCCUGAGUACCAGACCGUUAAGGACCUGAUGGUAGUUAGUGAGUUGGCUACUACCAAAGCUUGUCCAGAGUGCAUAAUAGGAGAACACCGUUACUCAACUGUCACGUUUAAUUUUACUGCGGUCUUGACUGCUGGUGUGGCGAUAAUACGUCACUGCAACAGCCCUAUAGUAUGGAGGCCCUUCUGUGAUUGGUAAUGUGGUGAUUUAAACUGCAUCAUAUUAGUUUGUUAUUAACAGUAAUAUAUUAAUAGUCUGGUUAAACCAGACUGACCAUGGCUGUGCUCAAUGGUGAACCCAGCAUUCACUAGGCUAAUAUACUAAUGCUGCGUGUUAAAAUCCUACACCUUCAGUGACUGACUACAAAUGUUCUAGGAGUGUUCUGGCCAUGUGUAUUAUCUCCCCAACAGGCCGUAUUGUACUCCUCUGGCAAUCUCAAAACAAAUAUGGAAUGUGCCAAGCGGAAUGUUCAUGUCUUGUUGUUUAUAUAUAGGGUGAUAUUCUAACAGUGUGUAGCAGCAAGGGAGUGUGUGCUUGAUUGUUUAUAGUAUCAAUAUUAGUUCAAUGAAAUGGUCUGUUAAGUAAUUUUACAGUUAAGUCCCAGAGGUUAAAUUGCUCUCACUGUGUCUGUUUCUCUUACCUGUACUUUGUGCCUAGCUCUGUUAUGGCAUGGUUCAAGAAAUCGUAAGAACAAUGGAUAUCUUUAUUUUUCUUUUGUGUCUUUUCUAAAAACACAUUUCAAAAACCUUAACAUUGUUUUCUGGGUUCCUGCACUUGUAUGAUUUGAGUGUGUCUGCUGUAUUGUGCACUGAUUUCUAAAUGACUGGAGUUCUAUUGUUAUGCAAGUAGCUUUGAAAUAAAAUGUUCAACUUUAUUGAUCAA
This is a messenger RNA of Oncorhynchus kisutch (coho salmon), 9534 nucleotides long. RefSeq names its product hypoxia-inducible factor 1-alpha inhibitor-like. Gene Ontology annotation, cellular component: nucleus; cytoplasm. NCBI's taxonomy places the organism in Eukaryota, Metazoa, Chordata, Actinopteri, Salmoniformes, Salmonidae. The record is from RefSeq and is a predicted model, not a curated record. Gene Ontology annotation, molecular function: [protein]-asparagine 3-dioxygenase activity; ankyrin repeat binding; peptidyl-histidine dioxygenase activity. The transcript has 8 exons. Gene Ontology annotation, biological process: negative regulation of Notch signaling pathway. Bases 215 to 1273 code for a protein of 352 amino acids.